Molecule: messenger RNA, 1598 nt
Organism: Symsagittifera roscoffensis
Lineage: Eukaryota; Metazoa; Xenacoelomorpha; Acoela; Convolutidae
Product: ferroptosis suppressor protein 1-like
Exons: 7
Coding region: 396-1550 (384 amino acids)
Cellular component (GO): cytoplasm
Molecular function (GO): flavin adenine dinucleotide binding; electron-transferring-flavoprotein dehydrogenase activity
Source: RefSeq, a predicted model, not a curated record
UUUAGUAUCUACAUCAUAGUUCAUCAGAAACUGAUCAAUCAAAGUAUCUGAACUUCGUUACUUUCUAUAAACACAGUAGUUCUACUUCAUGAGGCUUGGAACAUCUAUUUGAUAUUUUAGUGCAAAAGUAUUAGCAUAUCAUCAUUUUGGUAUGAUAAUUCUUUGCUGAACAGUCACUAUUGCCUGCGAAUAGUGUUACGAAAUAAAAAAGGUUACUGUUACAGUAUUUUCAAAUUGAAAUGGCCUUGACUUCGAUUCCGAAGGCCGAGUUAGUUAUAAUCGGAGCAUCCGUUGCUGGUGGUUUCCUUAUUAGGUAACUUAUCCGAUUUGGUACCUGGACAAAGUUCAACACGACUGUCAUUGACCGGAAUGAGUUCGUUGAGUGGUUGGUUACCAUGGAUGAUUAUUUAUUCGAUGAGACGAAAGUGGAUAAACAUCUCUUCCGAACAAAUGACUAUUUCGAACAGAAUCAGUUGUCCAAAUACAACAUCAAAUUCGUUCAAGGCACGGUUAAAAAUGUCACGAGUGAGGGAUACGACUUAGGAGGCACAGUGGAAUUCGAAUCAUCCGAGAGUGAAGCAGGAAUUGAGAAAUGUCAGUUCGACUAUUUGGUAAUUGCGACUGGUGCUCAAUAUGGAACUCCGAUCAAGGACGGGAACAGAACUAAAGCUAAUCGGUCACAAGAACUGAAGUGCUGGAGUUCUCGGAUAGCAGAUGCUUCUGAAGUGGUAGUGGUUGGAGGGGGUGCGGUGGGGGUUGAGUUCUCAGCAGGAAUAGCUUACAAAAACAGGCAGAACAAAAACAAAGAACGAACACAGAAAGUUCAUCUGGUAACUAGGUCAAAUCAUCUUCUCGAGCGGCUGCCUCCAAAAGCCAGUCAAUACGCUCUGGACGCCCUCACAAAACUGAACGUCACAAUUCAUUUCAAUAAAGACGCGGAGGAGCUUCGAUCAGAACUUCCCGAUGCUCUUUUUCUGCCUGCGGCUACAUACAUAGACACUAGUUUUCUGGACCGAAAAGUUUUUGGAGACUCUAUUGCUUCAAAUGGAGGAAUUAAAGUGAACCGAUACAUGCAGGUAGAAAACUUCGGAAGAAUAUUUGCACUGGGGGACUGUUCAGUUACGCCUCUGAAUGAAGAGAAGGGAGUGGUGUCAGUUGCGCAAAUAGGGAACACUGUGUGGCACAAUUUAGAGAACAGUUGUGAAAACAGAAGUCUAGUCAGUUUGCCAACCAGAAUAGAAACUGUACAAGGCGUCACUCUCGGUAGAAACGAUGGCUUAUUUGUUGUGAACUACCAAUUGGUCAUGACGGGAAGAGUAAUCCCCAAGUUCAAGGACAAAACAGGAGAAAUGUUCGGAAAUCUGCAACACGAGUUGGCGCACGACAAACAGUCGGCAGUGGUUUUGCCUGUUCUCGGGUGGAUCUCAGCAUUUUGCGGUUUUUGUCCAAUUUCGAGUCGUUAUCGAGAAACGGCUCUGAUUAAAAAAGGAGUAUUGAUGAGAAAAGACGAAUCGAGUAUAACUGAGAGAAUUGACCCAAAAAAAGAUUGAACUAUUCAAAAUUUUGAUGAACUUUAAUCAAAUAUGAAGAUAAUUUGU